Messenger RNA from Auanema sp. JU1783, 1869 nucleotides. The record is from the annotation of a GenBank genome assembly. Lineage: Eukaryota; Metazoa; Nematoda; Chromadorea; Rhabditida; Rhabditidae.
AUGUCAAAUGCAGUUGUAUCGUCAGAAUGUUCAAAUAAUUAUUGUAACUCCAUAGAAUCUAUAGAACAUUCAAGACGAUCAGACAUUUCUGAAGAUGAUUUAUUAUUAAAUUUAAAUAAACAAUUUGAUACAAGCAGAUCUGAUAGCGGCAUUUCAACAAUUGAUUCAGCUUACUCUAAGACAUCAUCUACACUAUCAUCUCUCUUAUUAGCUGAACAUCAUAAUAAUAAUAUAAACAACAACAAUAAUUAUUUUUAUGAUGAACAUUCACAAAAUAAUAAUAAUAAUGGAAUUGAUGUUGUGAAACUGCUGAAACUCAAAUCCACUGAGGAUGAAACGCAACAGAUUUCAAACAGUUCAAGCUUAGAGUCACUAACAUCGCUCGACAAUCAACAAGAUUCAUUGGAGCAUAAUGCCAAUGCUGAUGAUGAGGAUGGUGAUGAGCUUGGCUCAGGAUCAACUUCUUGUUCAGAAGAUUCUUUUGAGAUGUCCUCCACCUGCAGCAAUCGUGAGACACCAGAAACAAGUCCUUUACGAGGAGGCCGUAAUGAUGUUAAAACCAAAUGGAAUCAGACACGUUUACACAAAGGAUUGGCUGAUGAUGAUGAAGAUGAAGAUGAACUUCUCGGCGAUUGCCUUCGACGUAUUCAUCCUGAGUUAAUGAUGUCAACGACAUCAUCAGGGAUCCAUGAUGUAUCGAUGACAAAUACUUGUCAAUCAGUCUCUCGUGCCUCAGUUCGAGAAAGUAUUAGUCGCGAAUUGAGUAAUUUAGAUACAGGAUUGCCUGAGUUGGAUUUCGAUAAGCUUGAAGAGCAAUUGAAGCAAGCAGCUCGUGAACGAGAAGAUCACGAACGUAAACUUCUAGGAGAAGAGGUUCGCCGUCGUCUUGCUCUCCAGGUCGAUUCCACUACUGGUCCUUGUCCAGUUGUCAACACUCGUCCCAACCGAUCAAAUCUAGCCAUGCGACUACAAACAGCCAUGAAUCUUCAGGUCUGCUAUAUGAACGAACUAGCUGAAAGUACAGCAGAAGAAGACGACGAUGAUGAUGAUGAAACAACUGAUAGUGAAAACGAAGAAGAAGACGAUAAUGUCUCAGCAUUCAGCUCCUUCAUGUCAAAGUCACGUUCUUCACCUAAUUUGAGAAAAUCAAGUAGACCAGGAUCAUCAAAAGAAGCUCCAGAGCUAGAGAGACUUCGCCAAAAAGCAUUAGACGACAGAGAAUUGGAUGGAUAUGAACGUCAAAAGCUAUUGGUGUCAGAAACCCGCAGGGUUUUAGAUAGCGCAAAACUGGAAGCUAUUCGAUCAGCUGAACAUUUUAGAAGAACCAAAUCUAAAGCAUGUGUGGUACCACGACAGUCUAGACAGCAUUUGAGCAAGAUGUCAUGGCAACAAAUCCAAAGAAUACACGAUAUAAUGUCUUCUGCUAUAGCACAGAAAAACGUAGAGUUGGUCAAUUUGCUGAUUGAUCGCGAUGGUUUACAUAUGGAGCAUGAUUCUCUUCUGGUGGACAUUGAAGACUUCACUGAGCACGAAGCUCAAGCAUCAGCUUUAGAUUUCCGUCAAUUACUUCGUAUGCAAACCGGGGAUUUACCACCAGCACCUCGAAGUGUUUCCUCAGUAGGACCAACAUUCCCUGGCUCUUCAACGAGCGAAAUAAAGAAUAGGGCUCCUUCAGCCAAAGUAUCAGCUCCAACGCCAUUGACAACUCCGACGAGUCCGUCAAGAAGCUUUGUGGCAUCUCUUUCACUUCUUUCCACAUCAUUGCCUGCUCUUCCAAAAUCUCUUUCAAAGUUUAGUUUAUUUGGAACCAAUUCAUCUUCAUCCUCAUCAACCUCUUCAUCAACAUCGACAACAAACAGUUAUCGAUAA